Messenger RNA from Penicillium brevicompactum, 2157 nucleotides. RefSeq lists its product as uncharacterized. NCBI's taxonomy places the organism in Eukaryota, Fungi, Ascomycota, Eurotiomycetes, Eurotiales, Aspergillaceae. The coding region runs from base 1 to 2157 and encodes 718 amino acids. The transcript has 6 exons. Gene Ontology annotation, molecular function: DNA-binding transcription factor activity, RNA polymerase II-specific; zinc ion binding; transcription cis-regulatory region binding. Gene Ontology annotation, cellular component: nucleus. Gene Ontology annotation, biological process: DNA-templated transcription; regulation of DNA-templated transcription. The record is from RefSeq and is a predicted model, not a curated record.
AUGAUCGGCGCGAACGAUGCCCGAAUAGGAAAGCAGUGCGCCCCCCAGAAGAAGCUCCCCUCGGGCAGUCGGGUCCCGGUUGAUCUCGGGGGACGUGGAGUGACUUCGCUGGUCCACCUUGCAAGAUCUCUCUACACAACCAUGUCGCCGGAUGGGUCCACGGCCCCCAAGGCCAGCGCCAAUGCCUGCUUGGCUUGCCGUCGCGUCAAGAUGAAAUGCACCAUGACGAUAGAUCCCGUCAAGUGUGAUCGCUGCGUGCGAAAAUCAAUAGACUGCGCUUUCCGCGAGCAUCGUCGUGGCAGAAAGCCCGGCACACGUUCUAAACGGUCGCUCGACUCGCAUAUGCAGGAUGCGAUCCCCGAGCGAUCUGAAGUGCGGCCCAAUUCGCGCGAUGAACGCGUCUCAGACUUCUGGGCUGAGUCCGAGGGGUUGCAGCCCGAUGGCCUCCUGAGCCACCAGGCGAUGAAGGGGAAGUUCUCACUGCAGAAUAUUCUCAGUACUAACCAUGGGGCGACAUUCGAUCGCCCUGCCGACGGGGUCUCGCCCGAUGAUCCAAUUCGGUGUGGGCUCGUGAGCUACGAGCGAGUUGUCGGCCUUUUUGAGAACUUCAUGACCAAGUUAAAUCCAUAUAUCAGUCAAUUGGACCCUCAUCUCCAUACGCUAACAUAUGUGCGACAAAAGUCGUCAUUUUUACUUUCUGCUGUGCUUACAGCUGCUUCGAAGUCUUUUGAGCCUGCGUUGUACCCAAGUAUCCAUGCACACGCUGAAAAGCUGUUCAUGGAGGCGUUCCAGCGCGGAUAUAAAUCGGCGGAGACUAUCCAGGCAAUCAUGGUGCUUACCUAUUGGAAAGAGCCAAGCGAUACAAGAGCCUGGAUGUCCGUCGGACUGGCAAUUCGCAUGUCAAUGGAUCUUGGCUGGCAUAAACUGGGAACGACCCUGACAUCACCCAAAGAUCUGACCGACAUCCGGCAAAGAGAAAUCCGAAACGAUGAACGUACCUGGCUGGUGCUGUUUGUAUACGACCGCAGCAUGAGUCUACAAACGGGGAAACCGUGGAUGAUCGAACGCAGCCCUUUCAUUGAAUCGGUCCAAUCGUGGUGGAUGCAUCCACAAGCAAUUGAUAAUGACCGGCUUCUCUGUAGCUUUGUGACCCUCCGACUGCUGGCAGCGGAGGUGUUUGAUCUGUCAAACCCGGGAAGUCAGUAUCCGGCUCCUCGCCCGUUGUCGAUUUUGCAAAGUCGCAUCGAACGUUGGCAAGCAAAAUGGCUUGAGGUCACAGACUCAGUGAGCUGCCAUAACUUCCUCAUCCGGUUUUAUGGCGCCCAUCAAUCCCUACAAUUGUUCUCCAUUCCGCUGCAAGAAACUUUGAAGAAAAGCAAUUUUGACGAAACCUGCGACCUCAAACCGUUUUGGGUUAGCUAUCAGAGUGCCAUGACUAUGUUGCGCUUGAUGCCUGAGUAUUCGACUUUCUUGGGUCAUUGUCAGGAUUCAAUUCAUGUCAUGACAGCAUACUCCGCCGUUCUCCUCAUAAAGCUCUUGCUUUCUUCCCCGCCUCCCAUCAGCCAAGAAAUUGAGGCUGACACCCUUGCGACAAUCCGCGCCGCAGCAAGUGUCUUAACGGCCCAAUCCUCUGCCAGCACAAGCUGUAAUCUCCAGUCCAAGUUUCUCAGCAACAUUCUAUCGGAGUACUCAACCAUCCGACGCCCCCGCCCACUCACAAUACAAUCGGCCCCUCGACCAAUCGACAGGCCAUCCGCCCCAAGCUCGGCAGCUACCUCAUUCCCCGACUCCCCCGCCACAAUUCAAUCUCAAUCUCCAGCUGGGCAAACCAUAGAUACCCAUCCGACCUCUUCGGUCAGGUCCUUCCACUUACAGCCCAGCCCAGCAAGCCAAGACUCAACAUUCCCGCCUUCGCAUCCUUCUCAACCAUCGUCUGUUCAACCACCUUACUUUCAUCGCCCGUCGCAGCCAUAUGACCCGACUAUGCCUCCUAUCCAACCGACUCCGAACGGCCAGCCUGUAUCGGGACUAGGCUUCAAUCAACAAAUUGAUGAAGCUUCAAAUUUCCUAUUUAGUGAUGAUGCUACGUGGGUUGGUAUGUUUGCAAGUGCAGGCUUUAGCAUCCAAGACGGUGUGUUUUGUGGUCAGUCUACAUAA